Messenger RNA from Cercospora beticola, 920 nucleotides. RefSeq lists its product as uncharacterized. Lineage: Eukaryota; Fungi; Ascomycota; Dothideomycetes; Mycosphaerellales; Mycosphaerellaceae. The record is from RefSeq and is a predicted model, not a curated record.
CACUUCAGGCACCAACACUGAAAUCUUGGCGUAGCGUGGCUCUCCAUCCUCCUAAUGGCGACUACCGCUGUCUCAUACCGUCAGCCCGGCAGGCAAUCGGAAAGAUAAGAGUCUGAGACACGUGCUCCCAGAUUUCGACUGGCUAUACACAGGCUAUAUACUGACUUUUGCCUCGGAUGGCAGCUAUGCUCUCCGCCUCAGGCCCAGCUCCACCUCGCCCAACGCUUGACAGACGGAGCAUCUGGCUAACUCGUCUCCACAAGGACACCAUCGACUCACCUCAUACUUUCCGCUUUCUCGAUCUACCGCGAGAACUUCGAGAUCUGAUUUACGAAUACGUCUUCUCUGGAGUGUACGUUCCACUUGGCUUCACUAGCAUCAAAGCACAGAAUACAGGAAUACUCCUCGCCAGCCAUCAAACCUACGCUGAGGCCACCUUCGCAUACUACAACCUGUCAUCUUUCAACGUGAAGCGGCUAUGGGCAUGCACAAUCUGGAAGGCAGAACUCAGCAGUGAGCAAUGGGGAUAUGUUACAGCAGCGAAGACGAGGUUACACUGGGACUCCAUGCUCCGACUGAUGCCGCAGCGACAUGCGGUCCUCAUAGAUGUUCUAAAGAACUUGCGUUCCGAAGGCGUCAAGGUCAACCUUGCGCUACUCAAGAUGGUAGUCGAGAGAAAGAAGCGACCUCUGUGUCAGAAGAUCUUGAAUCGGUAUCAUGUUGCUCCGAGCACACGAUGGGGAAGGCCUCGAAGUUCUGACGGAAACCCAUCCAAUCAAUGGCGGAGGUGCGCAAGAGACAUGGGCUUGUCCGAUUGUGAUCAGGAUUGCUGCGUUCAAGUUCCUGGGAGAUUCUGCACUUGCUGGGUGUGCGGCGGGAGAGAUGUCGAGGAUGAUGGUAAUGAGGACGAGGCCUUUUGA